GGGGCCGAAAGAGUGCGGGUAGCUCUGCGGCGCGGUAGCGGUGCAGCGGGGCCAGGCGGAGCCGAGCCCGGGGAAGACACGGCCCUACUCCGAUUGCUGGGGCUCCGCCGGGGCCUGCGCCGGCUCCGCCGCCUAUGGGCCGGCCCGCGCCUUCAGCGAGGCCGGGGCCGGGGCCGGGGUCGCGGCUGGGGCCCGAGCCGGGGCUGCAUGCCGGAGGAGGAGAGCAGUGACGGGGAAUCCGACGAUGAGGAGUUUCAGGGUUUUCAUUCAGAUGAAGAUGUGGCCCCCAGUUCCCUGCGCUCUGCGCUCCGAUCCCAGCGAGGUCGAGCCCCCCGAGGUCGGGGCCGCAAGCAUAAGACGACCCCCCUUCCUCCUCGCCUAGCAGAUGUGGCUCCUGCCCCCCCAAAGACCCCUGCCCGAAAACGGGGUGAGGAGGGCACAGAACGGAUGGUGCAGGCACUGACUGAACUUCUCCGGCGGGCCCAGGCACCCCCAGCCCCCCGGAGCCGGGCAUGUGAGCCAUCCACCCCCCGUCGGUCUCGGGGACGGCCCCCAGGACGACCAGCAGGCCCCAGCCGGAAGAAGCAACAAACAGUAGUGGUAGCAGAAGCGGCCGUGACAAUCCCUAAACCUGAGCCCCCAUCUCCUGUGGUUCCAGUGAAACACCGAACUGGCAGCUGGAAGUGCAAGGAGGGGCCUGGCCCAGGACCUGGGACCCCCAAACGUGGAGGACAGUCUGGGAGAGGAGGCCGUGGGAGCAGGGGCAGAGGCCGAGGUGGCCUUCCCCUCAUGAUCAAGUUUGUUUCCAAGGCCAAAAAAGUGAAGAUGGGACAGUUGUCCUUGGGACUGGAAUCAGGUCAGGGUCAAGGUCGACCUGAGGAAAGCUGGCAGGAUGACCCCCAAAGAAAAGUUGGAUCUGGACAGGGAGGGGAUAUUUGCUGGAAGAAGCUGGAGCAGAAGCUAGAGGAGGAGGGAGAAGAGAAGAAAGAAGAAAACAAGGAGGAAGGAGAGAAGGAAGAAAAAACUGUGGUUGAGAAAGAGUUGAUACUAGCCAAGGAACAGGAAGAGGCAAAGCCACCAUCUCCGCCCCCUACUCCUCCAGCUCCUCCAGCUCCUCCAGCCCCUCCACCCCCACCCCUCCCACCUCCCUCAGCAUCUCCUCCACCUCCACUUUGCCCUUUACCACCUCCAGUGUCUCCCCCUCCCAUGCCAUCCCCUCCGCCACCUCCAGUUCCAGAGGAGCAGCAAGAGGAGUCCCCUCCUCCUUCUGUCCCUGCUACAUGCUCCAGGAAGAGGGGUCGGCCUCCCCUGACUCCUAGCCAGCGUGCAGAGCGGGAAGCUGCUCGGGCAGGGCCAGAGGGAACCUCUCCUCCCACUCCAAAUCCCAGCACAACCACAGGAGGCCCUUUGGAAGACAGUCCCACUGUGGCCCCCAAAAGCACCACCUUCCUGAAGAAUAUCCGGCAGUUUAUUAUGCCUGUGGUGAGUGCCCGCUCCUCCCGUGUCAUUAAGACACCCCGGCGAUUUAUGGAUGAAGACCCUCCCAAGCCCCCAAAGGUGGAGGUCUCACCUAUUCUUCGGCCUUCCAUAGCCACCUCCCCACUUGCUCCCCAGGAACCAGCACCUGCUCCUUCUCCACCACGUGCCCCAACUCCCCCAUCUACUCCAGUCCCACUCCCUGAGAAGAGACGAUCCAUCCUAAGGGAACCCACAUUUCGCUGGACUUCACUAACCCGGGAGCUACCCCCUCCUCCCCCAGCCCCUCCCCCAGCACCAUCCCCACCACCUGCCCCUGCUACCCCCUCCCGGAGGCCCCUGCUCCUUCGGGCUGCUCAGUUUACCCCAAGUGAAGCCCACCUGAAGAUCUAUGAAUCGGUGCUUACUACUCCUCUUGGGGCUCCUGAAGCCCUUGAACCAGAGCUGCCGCCUGCUGAUGACUCUCCAGCUGAGCCUGAGCCUCGGGCAGUGGGCCGCACCAACCACCUCAGCCUGCCUCGAUUUGCUCCUGUGGUCACCACACCUGUUAAGGUUGAGGUGUCCCCACAUGGGGCUCCAGCUCAGAGCAAUGGGCAGCAGCCUCAGGCUCAGCCACAACAGCCUCUACAGACCUUGCAGACCCAGCUCUUGCCCCAGGCAUUGCCACCCCAGCAGCCACAAGUGCAGCCACAGUUACAACUGCAGCAGCCACAAGCACCACCACAUGUAUCACCACUGGAAAAGGCACGGAUUGCAGGCUUGGGUUCCCUGCCGCUGUCUGGAGUGGAGGAGAAAAUGUUCAGCCUCCUUAAGAGAGCCAAGGUGCAGUUAUUCAAGAUCGACCAACAGCAGCAACAGAAGGUGGCGGCAUCAAUGCCGCCAAGCCCUGGAGGGCAGAUGGAGGAGGCCGUGGGGACUGUCAAGCAGACCCUAGACAGAGGCUGUGUCAGGUCUGAAGAUGAAUCUGUGGAAGCUAAGAGAGAGCGAGCUUCGGGCCCCGAGUCCCCAGUUCAAGGCCCCCGCAUCAAGCAUGUUUGCCGUCAUGCUGCUGUGGCCCUGGGUCAGGCCCGGGCCAUGGUACCUGAAGAUGUGCCCCGCCUCAGUGCCCUCCCUCUCCGGGAUCGGCAGGACCUCACCACAGAGGAUACAUCCUCUGCAUCUGAGACAGAAAGUGUCCCAUCCCAGUCCCAGAGAGGAAAAGUGGAAUCAGCAGAUCCUGGAGGAGAUUUGGAGCCUGCAGGGUCUGGAGGGGUUCUGGCGCAUACUCCCCGGCGCUCACUGCCUUCCCACCAUGGCAAGAAGAUGCGUAUGGCCCGGUGUGGACACUGUCGGGGCUGCCUGCGUGUACAAGACUGUGGUUCUUGUGUCAACUGCCUGGACAAGCCCAAGUUUGGGGGUCCCAACACCAAGAAGCAGUGCUGCGUAUACCGGAAGUGUGACAAGAUAGAGGCUCGGAAGAUGGAACGACUGGCAAAAAAAGGCCGGACGAUAGUGAAGACGCUGUUGCCCUGGGAUUCUGAUGAAUCUCCUGAGGCCUCCCCUGGUCCUCCAGGCCCACGCCGGGGGGCGGGAACUGGGGGGUCCCGAGAGGAGGUGGUGCCCGAGGAGCCGGACUCCCUCCUACUGCAGCGCAAGUCAGCCCGGCGCUGCGUCAAACAGCGACCCUCCUAUGAUAUCUUCGAGGAUUCAGAUGACUCAGACCCUUGUAGUCCUCCUGCUCCUCGUCGUCGGACCCCCAGAGAAAAUGAGCUACCAGCGCCAGAACCAGAGGAGCAGAGCCGACCCCGCAAACCCACUUUGCAGCCUGUAUUGCAGCUAAAAGCCCGAAAGCGCCUGGACAAGGAUGCUUUGGGCCCUGGCCCCUUUGCCUCUUUUCCCAAUGGCUGGACUGGAAAACAGAAGUCCCCAGAUGGUGUACACCGGGUCCGUGUGGAUUUUAAGGAGGAUUGUGACCUAGAGAAUGUGUGGCUGAUGGGUGGCCUGAGUGUGCUCACUUCUGUGCCAGGAGGGCCACCAAUGGUAUGCUUGUUGUGUGCCAGCAAAGGCCUACAUGAGCUGGUGUUCUGCCAGGUCUGCUGUGAUCCUUUCCACCCAUUCUGCUUGGAAGAGGCUGAACGGCCCCUACCCCAACAUCAUGACACCUGGUGUUGCCGCCGCUGCAAAUUCUGCCAUGUCUGUGGACGUAAAGGCAGGGGAUCCAAGCACCUCCUGGAGUGUGAGCGCUGCUGCCAUGCUUACCACCCGGCCUGCCUGGGCCCCAGCUACCCAACCCGGGCCACGCGCAAACGACGCCACUGGAUCUGUUCAGCCUGUGUGCGCUGCAAGAGCUGUGGGGCAACUCCUGGCAAGAACUGGGAUGUCGAGUGGUCUGGAGAUUACAGCCUCUGCCCCAGGUGCACCCAGCUCUAUGAGAAAGGAAACUACUGCCCAAUCUGCACACGCUGCUAUGAAGACAACGACUAUGAGAGCAAGAUGAUGCAGUGUGCACAGUGUGAUCACUGGGUACAUGCCAAGUGUGAGGGGCUCUCAGAUGAAGAUUAUGAGAUCCUUUCAGGGCUACCAGAUUCGGUGCUGUACACAUGCGGACCAUGUGCUGGGGCCACACAGCCCCGCUGGCGAGAGGCCCUGAGUGGGGCCCUGCAGGGGGGCCUACGUCAGGUGCUCCAGGGCCUGCUGAGCUCAAAGGUGGCAGGCCCACUGCUGCUGUGCACCCAGUGUGGACAGGAUGGGAAGCAGCUACACCCAGGGCCCUGCGAUUUGCAAACUGUGGGUCAGCGCUUUGAGGAAGGCCACUACAAGUCUGUGCACAGCUUUAUGGAGGACAUGGUAAGCAUCUUAAUGAGGCACUCCGAAGGAGAAACUUCAGAACGCCGGGCUGGAAGCCAGAUGAAGGGGCUCCUAUUAAAGCUGCUAGAAUCUGCGUUCGGCUGGUUCGACGCCCAUGACCCCAAGUACUGGCGACGGAGUACCCGGCUACCAAACGGAGUGCUGCCUAAUGCGGUGUUGCCCCCAUCCCUGGACCAUGUCUAUGCUCAGUGGAGACAGCAGGAAUCAGAGACCCCAGAAUCAGGGCAGCCUCCAGGUGAUCCCUCAGCAGCUUUUCAAGGCAAGGAUCCAGCUGCUUUCUCCCACAUAGAGGACCCUCGUCAGUGUGCACUCUGCCUCAAAUACGGGGAUGCAGACUCCAAGGAGGCAGGGAGGCUUCUGUACAUUGGACAGAAUGAGUGGACACAUGUCAAUUGUGCCAUUUGGUCAGCCGAAGUGUUUGAGGAGAAUGAUGGCUCUCUCAAGAACGUGCAUGCUGCUGUGGCUCGUGGGAGGCAGAUGCGCUGUGAACUCUGUCUGAAGCCUGGAGCCACAGUGGGCUGUUGCCUGUCCUCCUGCCUCAGCAACUUUCACUUCAUGUGUGCCCGGGCCAGCUACUGCAUCUUCCAGGAUGACAAGAAAGUUUUCUGCCAGAAACACACAGACCUCCUAGAUGGCAAGGAGAUUGUGACCCCCGACGGUUUUGAUGUUCUCCGCCGAGUCUAUGUGGACUUUGAAGGCAUUAACUUCAAGCGAAAGUUCUUGACAGGGCUUGAGCCUGAUGCCAUCAAUGUGCUCAUUGGCUCCAUUCGAAUUGACUCCCUGGGUACUCUGUCUGAUCUCUCGGACUGCGAGGGACGGCUUUUUCCUAUUGGCUACCAGUGCUCCCGUCUGUACUGGAGCACAGUGGAUGCUCGGAGGCGCUGCUGGUAUCGGUGCCGAAUUCUAGAGUAUCGGCCAUGGGGGCCAAGGGAAGAGCCUGUUCACCUGGAAGCAGCAGAGGAGAACCAGACCAUUGUGCACAGCCCUACCUUUUCCUUAGAGACCCCAGAUCACGAGGACCCCUCUCCAGAUACAGAUGCCCUAAUCCUUGGAGCUCCUGAGCACCACUCGCCUGUUCAAAAUCUGGACCCCCCACUUCGGCCAGAUUCAAGCAGUGCUCCUCCUCCUGCCCCACGCUCCUUCUCAGGGGCUCGAAUCAAAGUGCCCAACUACUCGCCAUCACGGAGGCCCUUGGGGGGAGUCUCCUUUGGCCCCCUGCCCUCCCCUGGAAGUCCUUCUUCUCUGACCCACCACAUCCCUACAGUGGGAGACCCAGACUUCCCAGCUCCCCCGAGACGCUCCCGUCGUCCUAGCCCCCUUACCCCCAGGCCACCACCAUCACGACGGACCUCCCCACCUCUCAGAACCUCCCCUCAGCUCAGGGUGCCCCCUCCUACCUCAGUUGUUACAGUCCUCACACCUACCUCAGGGGAGCUGGCUCCCCCUGGCCUGGCCCCAUCUCCUCCACCACCCCCUGAAGACCUGGGCCCAGACUUUGAGGACAUGGAGGUGGUAUCAGGACUGAGUGCUGCUGACCUGGACUUUGCAGCCAGCUUGCUAGGGACUGAGCCCUUCCAGGAAGAGAUUGUGGCCGCUGGGGCAGUGGGGAGCAGCCAUGGGGGCCAAGGGGACAGCUCAGAGGAGGAAGCCAGCCCCACCACCCGAUAUGUUCACUUCCCUGUGACAGUAGUAUCUGGCCCUGCCCUGGGCCCUGGCCCCCUCCCUGGAGCCCCCCGAAUUGAGCAGCUGGAUGGAGUGGAUGAUGGCACAGACAGUGAAGCGGAGGCAGUCCAGCAGCCCCGAGGCCAAGGGACUCCUCCUUCAGGGCCAGCAGUGGGCCGAGCUGGGGUCAUUGGGGCUGCAGGUGAUAGGGCCCGGCCUCCUGAGGACCUGCCAUCAGAAAUUGUGGAUUUUGUUUUAAAGAACAUAGGGGGUCCUGGGGAGGGGGCUGCUGGUCCCAGGGAAGAGUCUCUUCCCCCAGCACCUCCCCUGGCCAAUGGCAGCCAGGCACCUCAAGCCCUGCCCCCUAGCCCAGCAGACCCUACCCGGACUUUUGCCUGGCUCCCUGGGGCCCCAGGGGUCCGGGUGUUAAGCCUGGGCCCUGCUCCUGAGCCCCCUAAACCUGCUACAUCUAAAAUCAUCCUUGUCAACAAGCUGGGGCAAGUAUUUGUGAAGAUGGCUGGGGAAGGUGAACCUGUCCCAGCCCCAGUAAAGCAGCCACCUCUGCCCCCCACCAUUCCCCCUGCAGCCCCCACUUCCUGGACUCUGCCCCCAGGACCCCUACUUGGGGUGUUGCCAGUGGUAGGAGUAGGUGUGGUCCGCCCUGCCCCUCCACCUCCACCUCUCACACUGGUGUUUAGCAGUGGGCCCCCCAGCCCACCCCGCCAGGCCAUCCGUGUCAAGAGGGUAUCCACCUUCUCUGGCCGUUCCCCCCCAGCACCUCCUCCAAGUAAAACUCCCCGACUGGAUGAAGAGGGGGAGUCUUUGGAGGACACACCCCAAGUUCCAGGGCUCAGCAACAGUGGGUGUAGCCGAGUGAGGAUGAAAACACCUACAGUGCGUGGAGUUCUUGACCUGGAUAAUGUUGGGAAGGAAAGCCUUGGGCCCUUUCAGGAACGAUCCCCUUUGCUGCCACUUCCAGAAGGUGGUCCUCCUCGGGCCCCUGAUGGUCCCUCAGACCUGCUGCUUGAGUCAUGGCAUCACUAUUCAGGUGAAGCCUCGAGUUCUGAGGAAGAGCCUCCAUCUCCAGAGGAUAAAGAGAACCAGGUUCCAAAACGGGCUGGCCCACAUCUACGCUUUGAGAUCACCAGUGAGGAUGGCUUCAGUGUGGAGGCAGAAAGCUUGGAGGGGGCAUGGAGAACUCUGAUUGAGAAAGUACAAGAGGCCCGAGGACAUGCUCGGCUCAGACAUCUCUCCUUUAGUGGAAUGAGUGGGGCAAGGCUCUUGGGCAUCCACCAUGAUGCUGUCAUCUUCCUGGCAGAACAGCUACCUGGGGCCCAGCGCUGCCAACACUAUAAAUUCCGAUACCACCAGCAGGGGGAGGGCCAGGAAGAGCCCCCCCUGAAUCCUCAUGGAGCUGCCCGUGCUGAGGUCUAUCUCCGGAAGUGUACCUUCGACAUGUUCAAUUUCCUGGCCUCCCAGCACCGGGUGCUCCCAGAAGGGGCCACCUGUGAUGAGGAAGAGGAUGAGGUGCAGCUCAGGUCAACCAGACGUGCCACCAGCCUGGAGCUGCCCAUGGCCAUGCGCUUUCGCCACCUCAAGAAGACAUCCAAAGAAGCUGUGGGUGUUUAUAGAUCAGCUAUCCAUGGACGAGGCCUGUUCUGUAAACGCAACAUUGAUGCUGGCGAGAUGGUCAUUGAAUACUCUGGCAUUGUCAUUCGCUCUGUGCUGACUGACAAGCGGGAGAAGUUCUAUGAUGGGAAGGGCAUCGGGUGCUACAUGUUCCGCAUGGAUGACUUUGAUGUGGUGGACGCCACAAUGCAUGGCAAUGCCGCCCGCUUCAUCAAUCACUCAUGUGAGCCCAACUGCUUCUCUCGUGUCAUCCAUGUGGAAGGCCAGAAGCACAUCGUCAUCUUUGCUUUGCGCCGCAUCCUGCGUGGCGAGGAGCUCACCUAUGACUACAAGUUCCCCAUCGAGGAUGCCAGCAACAAGCUCCCCUGCAACUGUGGCGCUAAGCGCUGCCGUCGAUUCCUUAACUAGGGUUGUGGCUGCUUGCCACAAUUCCUCAAGCCCCCCAAUGCCAUCUUGUCCCUGGCCUGGGGGGUCCCUAGUCCUUCCCAGAGCAUCUCACUCCCACCUUUCCGUUCAGGGUGGAUGUGGGCAUGCAGUUGGCAAGGGCCCUGCCCCAACCCUUUAGCCCACCUAGCAAUCACCCCCUUCCUGCCUUGGGGCCCAGGAUGUAGAUAUUGUACAAAGGUUUCUAAAUCCCUUCUUUUCUAUGCACUUUUUUAUUUAAGAGGGUGGGGUCCCAGGUGCGAACCCCCCCACAAUAAAGCCUGUCAA
Octodon degus (degu) is the source of this 8325-nucleotide messenger RNA. It is a transcript of the gene Kmt2b, whose product is annotated as lysine methyltransferase 2B. The annotation marks the transcript as partial. Gene Ontology annotation, biological process: positive regulation of DNA-templated transcription. Gene Ontology annotation, molecular function: protein binding; DNA binding; zinc ion binding. The record is from RefSeq and is a predicted model, not a curated record. NCBI's taxonomy places the organism in Eukaryota, Metazoa, Chordata, Mammalia, Rodentia, Octodontidae. Gene Ontology annotation, cellular component: histone methyltransferase complex; nucleus. The transcript has 37 exons.